AUGGACCACCAGGAAGAGCAAUCACAAGAGGUUGAAAUUCUACAAUCGAUAUAUCCUGAUGAACUAGAAUUUCUCAACGAUUCACAAACUCAUUUCCAGAUACGAACCAAUUUAGAUACUGAUAGUGAACGCAAACAUGCCUUAUACUUGGUUGUGAAAUAUCCCAAGACAUACCCUGAAGUGGUACCUGAUCUACAUAUAGAAGUUGCAGAAGUAGAGGGUGAUAGGGAGGGAGACAGCGACGAUGCGGGUUAUGAUGAUGACGAAGAUGAAGACGAAGAGGCCAAACAAACAAGACUUGCACUAAAUAUGGCAGAAACGAUCGAAUAUGAACGAGAUGACUUAUCAAAACUUUUGUCGAAGUUGAACGAAGAAGCAGAAAUUAGUAUCGGUAUGCCGUCGAUCUUCACAUUAGUCACCGUACUCAAAGAUGAAGCAGAAUCCUUAUUCAAUGACAAGUUGAUCGCCAAGACCAAUGAAUUUGAACGUAAGCGAAAUGAAUUGGAAAAAAUUGAACAACAAAAAUUCCAAGGUACAAAGGUGACUCGUGAAUCAUAUAAUGAAUGGAGAUUAAAGUUUAGACAAGAAAUGAAGUUUGAAGAAAAAGAUCAAUUGAAAAUGCAAUUGAUGCAUGGUGGAAGAUUGACUGGUAAGCAAAUUUUUGAACGUGGAUUGGCUGGUACUGAAGAAGAGGAUGGUGCUGGUAAUGGUGGUAUCGAAGGUGAUGAGUUGGCAGAAGGAGUCAAGAAUAUAUCUGUUUAA
Molecule: messenger RNA, 762 nt
Organism: Lodderomyces margitis
Lineage: Eukaryota; Fungi; Ascomycota; Pichiomycetes; Serinales; Debaryomycetaceae
Gene: GIR2
Product: Gir2p
Exons: 1
Coding region: 1-762 (253 amino acids)
Biological process (GO): cytoplasmic translation
Molecular function (GO): protein binding
Source: RefSeq, a predicted model, not a curated record